UUCAAAAUAUGGUCGAUGGUUGACAGAGCCAUAUUUCUUUCGUUUUGACUUACGGUUGCUUUCGUUUGAGGUUCUGGGUGGUUGGAGAAGACCCUGUGUGCAAACGAAGUCAUCUCACCUAGUUUAAGAUGAUUUUUAAGUUACAUGCAGUGUAUGGAGAAUGGUUGUUGAGAGAUUUCCGUUGGGAUUUUGUGGUUGAUGAUCUCAAAGGAACAAGAUUGUUUUUAUUGAAUGAAGAUUCAACACAUGCUGAACUUGUUGCAAUGGCUCAAGAAGAUUAUAACCUGGACAUGAGAUCAGUGACUGUGGAGAUUAGCUACUCAUUACCAGCAGAAAUGAUGAUGACUCCAGGCAGUCCUCCCAUUCAUGUUACAAGUGAUAGACAAGUUCGAAACUUGCUCGAGAUACUCAAAAUGCAUAGAGUAUGUCUUUGUGUAUCAAGCCGCAGCAAGGUGGAAACGGUUUCAGAGAAAAGAGAAAAAGCUGGUGAAUGGGAAGAAGAUGUUGGUUAUAAUGAUGAAGCUGGUGAAUGGGAAGAAGAUGUUGGUGAUAAUGAUGAGGCUGAUGAAUGUUUUGAAGAUGUUGGUGAUAAUGAGUCUGUUGAAGAUGAAAAUCAAGAUGGGGAGGAGGAAAAUGGGGAGGAGGAAAAUGGGGAGGAGGAUGCUGAUAACACUAUUGUUGGUGAAACGGAUCAGAAUGGUGGAGAUUACAGUCUUUAUGGAAAGGUUCUAGAUGAGGACGAGGAAGAUGAUGAUAAUAUUUGUUUUGAAGAAAUUGAAAAGACAUAUGCUAAGACAAAUGCUAUUGAAGGAGGAAAAUCGGAUUGUACCAGCAUCUAUGUCAACCAGAGUUUUGUUAGCAAGGAUGUACUGCUUUCAGAGCUGCGGUUGACAGCAGUGAGGGGUAGGUUUUCUUUCAGAAUAUACAAAUCAACAAAAACUCUCCUUGUGGCAAUAUGUCGGGUUAGCGGUUGUGGAUGGAAGAUCAGAGCGAGUGUGAAACAUGGGCCAAACACGUUUUGGGUAACAAAGUAUGUGGAAAAACAUUUAUGCUCAAUUGGAGACCGAAUCGCUCAGCGGAGACACUGUACUCCAAAGUAUGUUGGUAGUCUUUUCAUUGAUCGUGUUGGGAUCAUUGAUGGGAUAACUCCACAGCAUAUCACUGAUGUAAUGAAGAACAUGUUUGGCAUGACGCUUGAUUACACCACUUCAUACAGAGCACUGUUAUAUGCACAGAAAUUGGUGAGAGGAUCAGUAGAAGAAGGGUAUUCGCGUCUGCCUUCAUAUCUCGAGCAAAUCUCCAUUGCAAAUCCUGAUUCUAUCACGGCUAUAGAACUUGAUUCUAAGAAAAGAUUUAAGUAUCUAUUUCUCUCUUUUGGAGCUUCUAUCAAAGGUUUUAAGUAUCAGAGAAGGGUCAUUGUGGUGGAUGGAACUCACCUAAGUGGAAAGUAUGGAGGUGUUAUGUUAGUUGCAGCCGCACAAGAUGGCAAUUUUCAGAUAUUCCCAUUGGCUUUUGGGAUCGUGGAUGCUUAA
Molecule: messenger RNA, 1532 nt
Organism: Raphanus sativus (radish)
Lineage: Eukaryota; Viridiplantae; Streptophyta; Magnoliopsida; Brassicales; Brassicaceae
Exons: 2
Coding region: 129-1532 (467 amino acids)
Source: RefSeq, a predicted model, not a curated record